Molecule: messenger RNA, 200 nt
Organism: Rodentolepis nana
Lineage: Eukaryota; Metazoa; Platyhelminthes; Cestoda; Cyclophyllidea; Hymenolepididae
Source: the annotation of a GenBank genome assembly
AUGAGAUCUUUGUCACCCUUUGAUGGAAUGGAGAGGAAGUUCAGUCCAGAGUCAUUUUUAAUUUGUUCUAAAAUUUGAAGAUAUUCUUUCGUGGUAUCCAUGAAUUCAUUGACCAAUUGUCUCCUUUGCUCUGGAUCAUUUUCCAGGUUCCCCCAGUCCUGAUUACUAACAAAAGCAGGCAUAUAGAUAUCUUUCAGUAG